GCUCUAGACGAGAUUCAGAUGCAGCCUUUUGCUCCUUUUUCCUUCCCACAAUGCCUUCCUACCAUUGUGUAAAAUCGCCCAUGCAGUAUUUCAAUAGUUAUAGCAGAACUUAUAAGUUUGCCUUCAUUUAUUAUUUCUCAGGACAACCAAACCAUAGUGGACAAACAGAAAAUAGGCCUACAAUGUAUGAGUACGGUGUCCUUGCUCUACUCCUCCUUGGCGGGCUGUUGGUUCUUAAUUUGCUUGUCAAGACGAGGAUGCACCUCCUUUUCCCGGCGAUCCAAGACCGGUGUUCAAUCAUGUACAAUGUGGCAGCGGGAGGUUUCAAGCGGGAGCUCUUCAAAGACAUGGAAACCCUGAGAGACCAACCGCUCACCGAGAGGGCUGGGGAUGCGGCCUCGGGCGACGAGGCACCGCGCUCGCUCACCGUCCUCGAAAUCGGCGUGGGCACUGGGGCAAACUUCGAGUUCUAUCCCGAUGGCACCGCGGUGAUCGGCGUCGAACCGAACAAGAACUUCGUCGGGUAUUUGGAGCGGAAUGCAGCUAAGCACUUCCCCCGCGUGCGCCUGGAGCGUACGGUGGUGGCCUUUGGAGAGGACCUGCGGGGCCACGUGGAUGACUGCAGUGUGGACGCCGUGGUCAUAACUGUGGUACUCUGCAGUGUCAAAUGCGUGGAUGCUGUGCUGAGUGAGGCCAGACGUGUUUUGAAACAAGGUGGCAAAUUGUUCUUUCUCGAGCACGUUGCUGCGGAGCCAGGGACAUGGAUCAACCAGUUGCAGUGGGUCCUCAAUCCAAUCUGGCCCUACAUCUUUGAUGGGUGUCAGUUGAUAAGGACCCCAUGGGUCAACGUUGAGCGAGCUGGCUUCUCCAAGGUCGACUACCAAAAGCUGUGGAUCCCUGUUCCAUUCUUUGUACCAGCACGACCGCACUUGAUGGGCGUGGCCACUAAGUAGCCAGAUUUAUUGCUAUCAAUGCUAUUUGAUGUGGCCAGCUGAGGUUGCACGUUUUCUAUUUUAAUUUAUGGCCAUGGCCACAUGACCAUGGCCGCAUGGCAUGCCAUAGGCACACAUGAUAUUUCCAGCCUCACCUUGGCCCAAGCUUCCAUGUACGAAAAGAACGAAAUAAUAUUUUGUUUUGAAUCCGUCACAAGCAUACGUGCUUGACUUCAACAGUUUUCAUGUACAUUUACAUGAAUGAAAAAACUGGUAUCGUGCAUUUAAAGAAUUCUGAAAUUACUUGUUUGACUAGUUACAAAAUCUCUGCCGCCACAUGUAACUGUCUUUUAGAAACCUUAUAAGCUUCCUAACCUUUAGUUAACCUUUUGUUAACAAUUAGCAAGCCUAUUCUUCAGAACUGAAUGUACUUGGCCACAGCUUCAAUAAGCACAAUUUCCAUUUAGAUUUCAACAGAGCUCAGUUUUAUCAAGUUCCCUUCAAAGAUACUUCUUCUCUUUGUCUCCAUGGGCAUGACAAGUUGGAGGUUGCAGCUAAAAAUUACUCUUUUUGGCCACACAGGAAUAGUUUCUCAUUUCUUUUAGCCUGUUGUAAUCAUAUAGUGCAGGAAUAAACCCGCUUGUCCUUCCCCCACACACAACUCUAAGUUACGCUGAAAUAUGUCAUCAUACGGUAACCAGAGUCAAGGGCUUCUGCCGAGUUUUUUUAAUUGUCUGGACAAAAAGUAAGACACCAAGCAAAACAGGACAAACGCAUGUAGCAUUCCAUACCUUGUCCGGUAUGCUAGAAUGCACCUUAAAGUACUCUGCAAAACUGUGUACUGCAGAGCAAACCCUUUUCUGAACAAUUUAUCUGUUUUUACCAUAAUUAAACAUUUUAAGAGUAUGUCGAUAGAUAAUGUUUCGGGGCCAAACAUCAGUGUUUAGGAAUUGGACAUGUAAUGUUUAACUUCCAAGCAUAUGUUCACAAAAUGCAGUGUAUAUAGGGGACCCAAAUUAAAACAAAACUCAAAUGUCUAAUUA
Messenger RNA from Acanthaster planci (crown-of-thorns starfish), 1975 nucleotides. RefSeq names its product thiol S-methyltransferase TMT1A-like. Gene Ontology annotation, molecular function: S-adenosylmethionine-dependent methyltransferase activity. The record is from RefSeq and is a predicted model, not a curated record. Lineage: Eukaryota; Metazoa; Echinodermata; Asteroidea; Valvatida; Acanthasteridae.